Monoraphidium neglectum is the source of this 522-nucleotide messenger RNA. RefSeq lists its product as hypothetical. NCBI's taxonomy places the organism in Eukaryota, Viridiplantae, Chlorophyta, Chlorophyceae, Sphaeropleales, Selenastraceae. Gene Ontology annotation, molecular function: antiporter activity. Bases 1 to 522 code for a protein of 173 amino acids. The transcript is spliced from 4 exons. The record is from RefSeq and is a predicted model, not a curated record. Gene Ontology annotation, cellular component: chloroplast; membrane. Gene Ontology annotation, biological process: proton transmembrane transport.
AUGGGCCUGGAGCUGUCGCUCGACCGUUUGAAAUCGCUGGCCAAGUUCGCGUUCGGCAUGGGCAGCCUGCAGGUUCUCAUCACCGGCCUCGUCUUCGUGGCCUUCGCGCUGCCCGCCGGCUCAAGCCUCGGCACCCGUUUCCUGGAGAUGGUGUGCGGCGCGCCUGCCUCCCUGGUGUCUAUCCGCUCGCUCGACGAGGCCGUGGUCAUUGCGGCGGCGCUGUCGAUGAGCAGCAGCGCGUUUGUGCUGCAGCUGCUGUCGGAGCGCGGGGAGACGCCGACGCGUUUCGGGUCGGCGACGCUGGGGAUCCUGCUGUUCCAGGACAUUGCCAUCGUGCCCUUCCUGGUGCUGCUGCCCCUCAUUGAGAGCAGCGGCGGCAUGGAGAACGCCACGUCAGACACGCUCCUGGGAAUGCUGGGCCCCACGGCCUUCAACAGCGCCGCGGGGCUGGCAAUGCUGCUGUUCGGCGGCCGCAUCGUGCUGCGCAAGCUGUACGAGGGUGUAGCAGCCACCCUGCAUUGA